Molecule: messenger RNA, 1011 nt
Organism: Magnusiomyces paraingens
Lineage: Eukaryota; Fungi; Ascomycota; Dipodascomycetes; Dipodascales; Dipodascaceae
Exons: 1
Coding region: 1-1011 (336 amino acids)
Source: RefSeq, a predicted model, not a curated record
AUGGUCCACGGUUAUCCAUUCUCAAUCGGCUCUUCAGGUUACCCAGUUCCUCUCGGUGGUAAGGACCGACUCAUCAUCCCAGGCAAAAUUGUCAUCCAUGACUCGGCCUUCUUUAGAAUCUUUAUGGAAAUCGGCAACAGAAGUACAGCCAUCAGACUCGGUACUGGAUCUUACCCCACAGAUUCUCCAAAUAAUACUACUACUACUACAACAACAACAACAACAACAACAACAAGUACCACUUCCACGGAUCAAGAAGAUUCCUCUAAAUUGACCCACCGUAAUAUCACCUCCUCCUCAAUUGACGUGGCCGUCUUUAAUCCAAUCCCUUGGGGACCAGAAGCUAAAACCUUUCUUCGUACUCUCGUCCCAGAAGUCCCCACUGAUGACGACGUUGUUUCCCAUGUCAAUGUCAAGUAUCUUAUUGCUCCUGACUUUGAGCACCAUAUGGCUCUCAAAAGUUGGAAGGAACAAUACCCCAAUGCUCGUAUUCUAGGAGUCGAGGGGCUUGCUGAAAAGAAGAAAAAAGAUGGUGUUCCUGUGGAUUAUGUCUUUACCGCAGCUGAAGCCUCGGGCAAACUCAUUUCCGCACAACUCCUAGAAACAGAUUUUGCGCUCAAGGCAUCUCUCCCACUCCCAGAUGACCUUACCUCUGAAUUUGAUUUUGUCUACGUCCCCCAGCAUCCAAAUAAGGAGCUCAUUGCUCUCCAUAAACCUACAAAAACCCUUCUCACUGGUGACCUUCUCUUUAAUCUCCCGGCACACGCUCAAUAUGCCGCCUACCCCAACUUGAGCCCUGACUCUGGCCUUUCCUUUUUGGCCCGCUACCUAUCCAUUGAUAGUUGGUUUCUCCGUAAGUUGCUUGAAACAAUGCCUGCAUCUGCUUCAAGCUCCUUGCAAACCAUUUACGACUGGGCACCGGAAACCAUUAUUCCAGCUCACGGUGACAUUGUGGUCUCCGACUCGACUGCCCGGUUCGGUCGUCUGUUCCAAAAGUUUAUCAAGAAAUGA